Molecule: messenger RNA, 1463 nt
Organism: Trachymyrmex septentrionalis
Lineage: Eukaryota; Metazoa; Arthropoda; Insecta; Hymenoptera; Formicidae
Product: ABC transporter G family member 23-like
Exons: 9
Cellular component (GO): membrane
Molecular function (GO): ATP hydrolysis activity; ABC-type transporter activity; ATP binding
Source: RefSeq, a predicted model, not a curated record
CGGGAAUCAUUCGAGCGAUCAAUCCUACAGAUAUAUCUCAAGAUUUCACACGAAAUCGCUCAUCGCUGCUUAUAAAAACAGGAAUCAUAACCUUUGGCCGCUAAUCAAAUAUUCAUCACAAUAUCGUAAAAUGGUGCAACAAGAGGCUGUGGUCGUAAGGAAAGCCGUAAAGCGUUAUGGAAAAGAGUUGGUGUUCAAUGGCCUGAAUAUGACUGUUUCAAAAGGUUCCAUAUACGGAUUGUUGGGAUCUAGUGGAUGUGGCAAAACCACACUAUUGUCCUGCAUCGUCGGGGUUCGGUAUCUUGAUAGCGGAGAAGUGUGGGUCUUGGGAGGAAAUCCGGGCAACAAGGGCUCUGGCAUCCCUGGACCUCGAGUAGGUUACAUGCCGCAAGAGGUUUCCUUGGUUGAAGAGUUUUCCAUGAGCAAUGCCUUCUAUUACUUCGGUAGAAUUAAUGGGCUCGACGAUGAGGAGAUCGAGACGAGACAGCGAUUCUUCUCGGAGUUGCUUCAACUACCCCCAGCAGAUCAUCUAGUGAAGAACAUGAGUGGAGGUCAGCAAAGAAGAGUUUCUCUUGCCGCCGCAUUAAUUCACAAACCCGAACUUCUAAUUCUCGACGAACCCACUGUGGGCUUGGAUCCAAUUUUGAGAGAGAAUAUUUGGGCCUACAUGAUCCAGAUCACGCAGGAGGAAGAUAUCACAGUGUUGAUCACGACACACUACAUUGAAGAAAGUAAAGAUGCUAAUAAAAUUGGUUUGAUUAGAUGUGGUAAAUUGUUAGCGGAAUCAGCGCCACAGGAAUUGCUGGAGCAAUUUCAAUGCUCAUCUUUGGAAGAAGCUUUUCUGAAACUAUGUAAUGUCCAAAAUAACACAAUCACUUUGAAUGAAGCUCGAGAAGUGGAAGACACCAGCAGUGAUGUCUUGUAUAAAGAUCAAAAUCAAUGUGAAUUAACAAAAGCAAUAUCAGAGUACGAAGCAAUUUCGGAACGUCAAGUAUCACGAUUGAGAAGGUUCAAAGCUCUAUUAGUGAAGAAUGGCAUCCAAUUUUUGCGUUAUUAUACAUUACUAGUUUCCGCAGUAAUAUUUCCAAUACUUCAAACCGGCCUAUUUGUUAUGGCAAUUGGUAAUAAUCCGAAAAAUUUGAAGAUUGGCAUCGUCAACGAUGAAGUCAAUAACUGCAGUUUGAAUAGCAACUUUGGCAAUGUUUGGAGUGAUGAAAUCACUUGUCAUUUUGACAAUCUCAGUUGUAGAUUUUUACAUAAUUUUGACAACUCUAUCGCAAUACAAGAGUACUAUGACAACAUUUCCGAGGCAAAACAGGCUGUACAAAAUGCGAAGCUCAGUGGUUUGAUAUAUUUUAGUCAAAACUUCUCCGAAGCUUUGCAGAUACGCGUGGAAGAAGCUAAUUCCGCGAAAGAUUCCGAUUUGCUCGCCAGCCAAAUUCAAGUUUUCCUUGAUAUGGGCG